AUGUCCGCGUCCCCGUCCGCUUUACAAUCGACCAAGCGUCCUCUCGAGGAUCCUUCUUCACCGUCCGGUCCGACCGACCAGCCUGAGGCCAAGCGUCCAGCUUUGGACAAAGUAGUAAAAGGAGAGGAGUCCGAGAGCAAUGCAGAAGUGAAGACCGAGCCUGGUACCACAAAUGAUGCUGAUGGUCAGGGUGAUACUGUUGUUCCGGAUGCCCCUAAGGGAGGUGUCAGUGAGACACAGCCGAUUCAGUCGACUGCUUCUCACGGUGAAUCAGCUGGAAACCAGGAGCAGCAGCGGCCGCAGGAUGAGUCUAACUGGAUUCACAUUCGUGCUGUAAUUUCCAGCCAAGAGGCUGCCACCGUCAUUGGUAAGGGCGGAGAGAAUGUAUCUCAAAUCCGCCGUUUGUCGGGCGCCAAAUGCACUGUUAGCGACUACUCUCGCGGUGCGGUUGAGCGUAUCUUGACAGUCAGCGGCCCGCAAGAUGCCGUUGCAAAGGCCUUUGGUCUAAUCAUCCGUACAUUGAACAACGAACCACUUGAUGCUGCUUCCACUGCUCAAUCCAAGACCUACCCCUUGCGCUUGUUGAUUCCCCACAUCCUCAUUGGCUCUAUCAUUGGCAAAGGUGGUACCCGUAUCCGCGAGAUUCAGGACGCUUCUGGAGCUCGUCUUAACGCUUCGGAUGCUUGCCUUCCCCUCUCGACUGAGCGAUCUCUUGUUAUUCUUGGUGUCGCUGAUGCAGUCCACAUCGCGACCUACUAUGUUGCUGUGACCCUUGUUGAGCAGCUUACAGAGCGCUUCGGAGGACCUGCAGCCUCUGCGUAUGCCACCCGCAGCGGCGGUCCUGCUGGAGCCGUUCCGGGCGGUAUGCAAGUUGUACCCUAUGUUCCCCAGCCCGCCGGCGGCCAGUACGGUCACCCGGAUACCUUUAAGCGACACCAUCCCAACCAAAACCGGGCCGGAGCUGGAGCCUAUGGCGUACCCUACCUCCACGGACAGCACGCACCUGCCCCUGUGGCCCAGCAGUCUAUGCACUACGGCGCUCCUCAAACUCCUUAUGCUGGGGCUGGUCCCCACCAGCCUACGCCUUAUGGCGCGCCUCAAGCACCUCAGCAGCGUGGUGGCCCGACCCCUGCAGCUCCCGUUGGCGGAGCUAUGCCUGGCCAGCCAUUAACUCAGCAAAUCUAUAUCCCUAACGAUAUGGUUGGAGCUAUUAUCGGAAAGGGAGGUGCUAAGAUCAACGAGAUUCGACACCUCAGUGGCAGUGUCAUCAAGAUCAAUGAGCCCCAAGAGAACAGCAACGAGCGUCUGGUCACCAUUACUGGUACUCAGGAAUGCAACCAAAUGGCGUUGUACAUGCUCUACUCAAGACUUGGUUAG
Aspergillus mulundensis is the source of this 1377-nucleotide messenger RNA. RefSeq names its product telomere maintenance protein PBP2. Gene Ontology annotation, molecular function: mRNA binding. Gene Ontology annotation, biological process: regulation of RNA metabolic process; regulation of gene expression. Bases 1 to 1377 code for a protein of 458 amino acids. The transcript has 2 exons. Lineage: Eukaryota; Fungi; Ascomycota; Eurotiomycetes; Eurotiales; Aspergillaceae. The record is from RefSeq and is a predicted model, not a curated record. Gene Ontology annotation, cellular component: cytoplasm; nucleus.